AUGAAGUUUCUUUCUGUUUUCUUGACACUGGCGUCGCUUGCCUCCUUGGCAACGGCGUACACCGUUCCAGAACCACCCAAGGCCACUACCACAACCACUCGUCGCGACUGGUUGGCCGCCACUACUACGACUCUUGCCACUACAUUGGCGUUUGGUUUGCCAGCCAACGCCGCCGAAGAUCUCACGACAUUUAAUGACCCCACACACGGCUUUAGCAUUCGCGUUCCUUCGUCGUGGGCGAAAUCGGAACAAACCCUCAACGAUCGUCGCACCAUUGCCGUCUGGGGCGACCCCAACGAUGCCAAGACGGCACUCUUUAUUGCCUACACACCCGUGCGGGACGAUUUUACAUCUCUACAGAGUUUUGGGGCCGUCGAUCAAGUCGCCGCACAAACCAUUUUGCCCAAAUCGAGUUUGAUGAUGAACGACGACUCCGUCCAAGCGGAAAUGAUCAAAGCCGAAUCCAAAAAACAAGCCUACAUUUUUGACUACACCCAGGCGGUCGCCAAGAUUCAACCAUUGACGCAUUUUCGAACCAUUUUCACAUUGCAGCAAGGUGCCACGGGAGGUGCCGGGGCCGUAUUGGUGACCAUUACACUGCAAACUCCAGAAGAACGAUAUACGUCCUCUCUCAAGCCACUGUUUGAUCAAAUUAUUGACUCGUAUGGGAAGAAUCAGUAAUAAAAAUAAUAGUGAAACUGGAAGAAGAAAGCAAGCGUGACAGAGAGAGAGAGAGAGAAAGGAGUUGGAACAAUCAAUGGAGAAGCAAGCAAGAAAGCUAAUAAUAACAAUCCGCAAGCAAGAAAUCAAACCAAUUUGAGCAUCAAGCAACCUGCAGUUAUCGGAAUUCUCCCUUUGUAGUCAGUCAUAAGAGUAGCCAAGCAGAAAAUCACUAAAUCAGACUAUUAUUAUACCUC
Seminavis robusta is the source of this 917-nucleotide messenger RNA. The record is from the annotation of a GenBank genome assembly. Lineage: Eukaryota; Bacillariophyta; Bacillariophyceae; Naviculales; Naviculaceae.